AACCGCAGGUUCGUUAUCUCCCGUCGUGCCUGGCAACCGCAAUUAAAAACAAAAUGGCGGGCACUUCUUCGACUCUGAAAAGAUAAUAAUUAUGUUAUGGCAAUUUCUCGAUGGACUAAAAAAACCUCAUCGUAAUUAUGGCUCAGAUAGAGAACGUGGGUGCACAGGAGUCCGUCCCGAGCAAACGCUGGGUGUGGAAGGAUGACACCAACACUCUUGAGGCCGUCAGUAACAACCAUGGCGUUGAUAAGGGAGCUAAUUACUCUACAGCUGCCAACAAGGCAAAACGAAACAAGGGGCAGCUGGGCAUUCACUUCCAAUCAGAUGUCAAGAAAAAUGACAGGGGAACUCCAUCUGUUAUGUCUAAGAACUAUGGUGGAGCAGCUGCCCCUGGCUCUAGAAAAGGUCAGACAUACCUUAUGGCCCAGCGUCAGGGAAAUAAAGGAUCAUCACCACGCCCUAGUCUUCGGGCAGGAGCUAAUGAGCACGCCAAAGUUACUCUAGAAGAUGUCAAAGGUAUUGCGCUAGAUGCUCUCCCUGAAGUUGACCUUCUUCCUGAUGCCUUCCAGAGUUGUUACAGUUCACAGCAGUUUGAUGAAUACCUGUUUGCCAUCUUGAACUACUUUGAGUCCUUCUUUGAGAGACUGGCUAUUGAAAACAAACCCAAGCCAAUGGCUGUGGAGCCCAGCUUGGCUGAGAAGAAGGCACUUGCUUCAGCUUACACGAGGCAGGAGACGGCACAGAAGUUACUUGCUCAGAAGUACUGUGUCAUGGUUCUGGGUCUUGGCCUUGAGGAUCAACACCACAUGGCUUGUGGCAGGGCGCGUUGUUCAAACACCGAAAAGGACAGGGAUAUGUAUGAGACACUGUACACAUUUGCAUCAUAUGUCACCUUCAUCACUUUCCGGAGACAGCACUUGGAUCUGAUACAAAAAGAACUGGGAAGAAUGUUCAGGUCAGACACAUUUAACCCUGCUAGCAGACCCAAAGAAAUACAAGAGGUUUAUGCCAUUGACAGACUGCGAGACAGUAGUAAAAAACCGCUGACACCUGCCCAGUAUCGCAGGCUCAAACCGAAGAGACCAGCGAUCAAGUCUAUAGUAAAUCAGUGCUCGCCCGUGCUUGUUUCUCUUCUUCCCACUGCUAAGGAUUCCACUCCAUGGUUUGUCGAUCGGACCAAAGCAAUUCCCCUGUCUCCAGACGAUAUGCCACAUGAGAAUGAAAGACAUGGAAUGCACCUUAGCCACAAAGUGGGCAUUAUUGGAGAGCCAAUGUCAGGGUUCAAUCCAUUGACGCUGGUACCAUUUGGGGAGGAGCACGAAGGCAAUGCUGACGAGAAUGAGGAGAUAAGAAGAGGAUCCUUGACGACUGAGUCGGCAGUUCCACCUUUACAGAGUACUGGGUUGACGAAUGAUAAUGAGACUGGUGAGGAAGAAAUGGUGUGAUGUGCACAUUCAAGGAAACACAAUUCAAAUUUAUUUUAUCUUAACAAAAGUAAAACAAUGUUACUGUCUUGUUUAUUUGUUAAGUUCUCGGUUAAUAGAAAACUUGUGAAGCUCUCA
Molecule: messenger RNA, 1562 nt
Organism: Nematostella vectensis (starlet sea anemone)
Lineage: Eukaryota; Metazoa; Cnidaria; Anthozoa; Actiniaria; Edwardsiidae
Product: protein phosphatase 1 regulatory subunit 36
Exons: 15
Coding region: 138-1445 (435 amino acids)
Biological process (GO): negative regulation of phosphatase activity
Molecular function (GO): phosphatase binding
Source: RefSeq, a predicted model, not a curated record